AUGGAGCCUGGGCCGGAGCCCAAUGCCACCUUCCCUGCCGGGCUCACGGCCACAGCCGAGCGACACCUCCGACUCGUCUUUGCGGGGCUGUGUGGCCUCAUCCUGCUGGUGGGGCUGCUGGCCAAUGUGCUGAUGCUGCUGGUGGUGGGCCGGGGCCCGGGCACCCCCCGCCCGCUGCUCGCCCUCACCAACAGCCUCAUGGUGAACAUCACGCUGUCUGACCUGGUCUUCCUGGCCUGUGUGGUGCCUGUGCUGCUGCUGAGCUUCCUGCAGCCGGCCUGGUGGCUGGGCCCUGUCAUCUGCACCACCAGCCAGGCCGCCAACAACGCCACCAUGUUCUGCACUUUCUACAGCAUGGUGGCCACGGCUCUUCUGCGCCAUGUCGCCGUGGCCCGGCCGCAAUUGGCCCUCCCGGCCAGCCUGGGCGCCCGCCUGCUGCUCUGUGGGGCCAUGUGGGUCCUGGGCUUCACUGCCUCACUGCCCAACUGGCUGUUCCAGCGAGUGGAGGGAGAGGUCGCUGGGGCGCAGGCUUGCCUUUUGCUCCUGAACCCUGUUCAGACUUACUGCUACUUCACUCUGCUGGGUGCCCUGGCCUUCCUGCCUUGCGUGCUGGGGCUGGGCUGCUCUUUCAGCCACGUGGGCUGGCUCCUGUGGACACAGCCCCGAGGCCCCAUAGGGGAGAGCCCCCAGGAGCACCAGGAGAACACCGGGCUCAUCCUGAUUGUGUUAGUGGUCUUCGUGCUGAUGUGGGGGCCGUGCUCCGUGCUGGGCUACAUGGCAGCUAUGGGGGAUCUGCCCGACACGCCGGUGACUUUCGUGGCAUCCAGCCUCUGCACCAUCAUGGCCUACUCCAACUGUGCUGUCAGCCCCAUCCUCUGCUUCUACCUCUCCCGCCCCUUUCGGGCAGGCCUCCGGGAUCUCUUCUGCAGGCCGAGGGUAGCCAGGCACCCCAGGGACAUGGGAGGAGCUGCUAGGGUAACUGGGCAUGUCCAGUCUGGCCACGACAGGGCCCCAGGAGGCCUAUGGGGCAUGGCAGGGGUUUGA
This is a messenger RNA of Talpa occidentalis (Iberian mole), 1044 nucleotides long. RefSeq names its product galanin receptor type 1-like. Gene Ontology annotation, molecular function: somatostatin receptor activity; neuropeptide binding. Gene Ontology annotation, biological process: neuropeptide signaling pathway; cellular response to glucocorticoid stimulus. The coding region runs from base 1 to 1044 and encodes 347 amino acids. The record is from RefSeq and is a predicted model, not a curated record. The transcript has a single exon. Lineage: Eukaryota; Metazoa; Chordata; Mammalia; Eulipotyphla; Talpidae. Gene Ontology annotation, cellular component: neuron projection; membrane.